Dermatophagoides pteronyssinus (European house dust mite) is the source of this 2136-nucleotide messenger RNA. It is a transcript of the gene Rop, whose product is annotated as Syntaxin-binding protein Rop. NCBI's taxonomy places the organism in Eukaryota, Metazoa, Arthropoda, Arachnida, Sarcoptiformes, Pyroglyphidae. The record is from RefSeq and is a predicted model, not a curated record. Gene Ontology annotation, biological process: vesicle-mediated transport.
AUGGCGAGUCUGUCAUCAUUAUUUCGCCCAAUAACAACAACAACAACAAAUCUGGAAAUUAAUUGAUCAGAAUUUUGGUCAAGAAACUUCGAAAGAAGAAGAAAAAUAUGGCUCUGAAAUUAUUAGUUGGCCAAAAGAUUAUGAACGAUGUUGUUCGUGUUAGCCAUAAGAAAGGUGAAUGGAAAGUAUUGAUUGUUGAUCAAUUGGGUAUGCGUAUGAUAUCAUCUUGUUGUAAAAUGCAUGAAAUUGCAACCGAAGGUAUUACUAUUGUUGAAGAUAUUGGUAAAAAACGCGAACCAUUACCAAAUAUGGAAGCAAUAUAUCUUAUUUCACCGAUGGAUAGGUCCAUUCGAUUAUUGCAACAAGAUUUUCUUAGUACACGUUGUGCACUUUAUCGUGCUGCACAUGUAUUUUUUACCGAAACAUGUCCGGAUGAUUUAUUCAACGAAUUAUCGAAAAGUCCAUGUGCAAAACAUAUAAAAUCAUUGAAAGAAGUGAAUAUUGCUUUCCUACCAUAUGAAUCACAAGUAUAUUCAUUGGAUUCGGCCGAAGCAUUCUCCAUGUUUUUCAGCCCAAACAAAGCUGCGGUUCGUUCACAAGCCCAAGAAAGAUUGGCCGAACAAUUGGCUACAUUAUGUGCAACAUUGGGCGAAUAUCCUAGCAUCCGGUUUCGUACCGGUUUCGAUCGAAACAAUGAAUUUGCACAUGCUGUACAUCAAAAAUUGAUUGCCUAUAAAGCGGAUGAACCUACCAUGGGUGAAGGACCGGAAAAAGCACGUUCGCAAUUAUUGAUUUUGGAUCGUGGUUUCGAUUGUGUAUCCCCAUUAUUGCAUGAACUGACAUUCCAGGCAAUGGCAUAUGAUUUAUUGAGCAUUGAAAAUGAUGUCUAUAAAUUUGAAAUUCAACAAUCAAAUGAAAUUCGCGAAAAAGAAGUUUUAUUGGAUGAGAAUGAUGAAAUAUGGGCCGAAUUAAGACAUCAACAUAUUGCACUAGUCUCACAAAACGUAACAAAACAAUUGAAAAAAUUUGUUGAAAGUAAACGAAUGAAUACUAAUGAUAAAACUAGUCUGAAAGAUUUGUCACAAAUGAUUAAAAAAAUGCCACAAUAUCAAAAAGAGCUGAGCAAAUAUUCCACACAUUUACAUUUGGCCGAAGAUUGUAUGAAACGAUAUCAAGGUUAUGUGGAUAAAUUAUGUCGGGUGGAACAGGAUCUAGCAAUGGGAACCGAUGCUGAUGGUGAAAAAAUUAAAGAUCCAAUGCGUAAUAUUGUACCAAUAUUGUUGGAUCAGAAUUUUGAAAUUUUCGAUAAAAUUCGUAUUAUUCUUCUUUAUAUUCUUUCCAAAAAUGGUAUUAGUGAAGAGAAUCUAACAAAAUUGAUUCAACAUGCACAGAUUCCAGUAUCGGAUAAAUCAAUUAUUACAAAUAUGAGUCAUCUGGGUGUCAAUAUUGUUACCGAUGGUAGUCGUCGUAAAGUAUGUCAAUAUCCACGAAAAGAACGAAUCACUGAACAAACUUAUCAAAUGUCAAGAUGGACACCGGUUAUCAAAGAUAUUAUGGAGGAUGCAAUCGAAGAUAAAUUGGAUCAAAAACAUUUUCAAUAUUUAUCUGGUCGUGGUGCACCGACUAGUUUUGGUCGUCCAGCACCAACCAGUAUGCGUUAUGGUCAUUGGCAUAAGGAAAAAAAUUCAUUGAAUAUCAAAAAUGUACCACGUUUGAUUGUUUUCAUUUUGGGUGGUUCAACUUAUUCCGAAAUGAGAUGUGCUUAUGAAGUUACUGCAGCUUCGAAAAAUUGGGAAGUUAUUAUCGGUGGCGAUCAUCUUAUGACACCAUCAAGUUUUCUUGAAGAUUUACGUUCACUUAGCAAUUGAAAAACACAUUGUGUGACAUUUGUGUUUUUUCAUUUCAUGGAACAUUGUUUAACCAACAUACAACUACUACUCUCUCUUGAUUGAUAUUUAGUUUCUGUUUGUGUUUUAUUCAUUUUUUGUUUCACAAAACAAAACCACCGCAUAUAACCUUUUCAUUUCAUUUAUUUCGUUGUUGUUUCAAACAUUUUUUCUGUUAGAAGAUUCCAUUCCUUUAUCAUUCAUUCAUUUGAUUAGCAGUUUUUAAUUCCUAAACACAUAAUGGAUUCCU